AUUUUUCUUUCUUCUCAUCGUUGAUCAACCAGACGAUCAUUUAGACGCUGAGAAUCUGAACACACACAAGACCAGAAUGACUGCUGGCGGGACGCGGUCGACGUCGUCCCCACAAGCGCCGGCUCGCGCUUCCUCCGCUUCCACUGCGACAACUUCAUCAUCUUCAUCUUCGUCGUCUUUGUCUGGAAGCGGCGGGACUGGGGCUGGGGCUGGGGCUGGGAUGGGACUCGGCGGUCCGCGCUACUCUGCAUUGACGCAGGACGCGAUUGAUGCGAUCGAGCAGCUCAACACGGCGACGGUUGAAGACGAGGACGACAGCGACAUUCUCAACGACGAUGACGAUGACGAUGACGAUGACGAUGAUGAUGGUGACAGUGACGACGAUGAGGACGACGAGGACGACGUGCUUGAGGAAGCGGCUGCAGCGGCGGCGUUUGCUGCGGCGACCUCGCUCGGCUCGUCCAGGCGGAUGGUGCGCCGGCGCGUCGCUGCAGGGACAAUCACUCCAAGUGCCAGCCACAGUCAUAGUGGCAGUGGCAGUGGCAGUGGCAGUGGCGUAGGCGGAUUCGAGUCGUCGUCGUCCUCGUCGUUGUCGUUGCAUGUGGGCCAAUCUGGUGCGACCGACAUUGGUGAGCACCACCACCCGAGCAGUCAUCAUCAUCAUCAUCAUGCUCAUCAUGCUCAUCAUUAUCACCAUGGACAAGGACACGCUCAAGAUGGCGGCGCGCUUGGCUACCAUUCUCAUUCUCACUCGCAUUCGCAGACAGGCAGCCUCGCCCAUCACCUCAAUGCAGGCGAGUGGACAGUCACGGCCGAUCCAGAUACAAUUGCAGGCGCAAUCGCUGCUGCUUCUGCUAUUCCAGGAGAGCACGCGGCGAUACACAAUGCUGCAGACACCCAUUCUGCUGCCAAUUCUGCUGCCAAUUCUGCAUCGAUCAACGCUCGAAAGCAGCCGUCCUCGUCUGCCAACACGACGCCAACUGCGCCUACACGCAAAAACGCUCGUGUGACUCAAAACGGAGCGCACCAGCAUUCCGGCUUGAUGCUGCACUCUGCUAAAACUGAAGCAAUCUCGCUGCAGCAGGCUCGCGCACACGACGCUGCGUUCGAUCCGAGUCAUAGCCACGAGUAUGAGCACGAGUCUGACAGCCAGGAUGAUCCUCUAUUUGCGUCAGUGCUGCGGGGUCUCAAGGCUGCGACGCAUCCGACCUUGCAGCCUCGGCGCCUGCACGACGAAGAGCUCGCCCACAUUCACUCGCUCAGCGGCGACGGCACUGCUGACGAUGCACACACGUCCCCGUCCUCUAGCGCGGAUUACGAAUUGACAGUCCGCCAUCGCCGAAGAGCCGACGAGCAUCCUGCGCUUUCUGCCGCGUCCAAGCGUCCACGAUUAGCCGCAGCCACGACGGACGAGUCUGACUCUGAACUGCUCGACGAUCUACAAGGUGCGGCGCCUGCAGGUAGCCAAUCUGCACGAACGAACGUCCAUCUUUUGCUUUCUGCAAAGUAUCGAGCAAACGUUCGUCGCCACCAACGUUUGCAGCAGCAGCAGCAACAGCAGCGAGCAUCGGGCGGAGAGCACGGCGAGCACCAACAACAACCGGGCUUCCUCGAUGCACAUUUGCGCUUUGGCGAUUCGGCCACUCACGCUGCUUCUCCUGCUUCCAUUGCCGACUCGCUUGCCUACCAAUCGAUGGUGCCAGAGUUGCCAACACUCACUGGAUUAGAGUCUGUCAAUGCCGCCGUUCUGGCCAGCCAUCGCGCUGCAGAAGCUUCUGCCGCCGCCGCGCUCAUGCCGGAGAAACGCAAGCGAGGCAGACCGCGGAAAGUGCCCCUUGUCGACGGACAGGAAGCGUCGUCACCUUCCGCUGCCCUUCCUUUGGACGCGCCAAGUAGCUCUGCCCCAGUCGCCACCACCACCAAACCGUCUGCAAAGCUAUCUGCCAAGCAGGCUGCCAAACAAGCUGCACUGGCUGCAGACACCACCACCAAAUCUAAUGCCAAUCCAACCAGCACCAAAGCAGCACGCCCACCCAAGCAGCAGCCGCCCCCUCUUGCCACCAGCUUGUCCAAUCUGGGGCCCAUCAGCAGCAAGCGGCAUUUAUCUCCCGCCGAACUUGUUGCCGCCAUGGCCGCUCGCACGUCGUCGUCUGCUGCCGCUGCUGCCCCGGCUUCGUCUUCUUCGUCCUCCUCCUUGUCUUCGUUCCAGCACGUUCCCGCUGCGAUGGCAACGCUCCCGCCAGUCACUUCGUCUCGACCAGGAUCACACGGAUCGCUGUCCGGCUCCUGCACUUGCGCGAUGCGGCUUGCUCCGGUCAUCAGCAUGUUUGCCGAGUGGAAGGGUGCGGCCAAGGAUGCAGCAGCCACAGCCUCCGACGCGACCGGCGCUCCAGUCAAGAAGGGCCACCGUCUUCGGCAGCAAAACGAGUGGUUGCUUGAAAACGUCUGGGACUCGAGUGUGGCCUACCAGUUCUGCCGCCAGUGCGUGAGCAGCCUCCUCCACGUUGACGAGCACCGUCUUUCCAAUCUUCGCCAGAAGAAGGCCAACUCUGUGCGCGCUGCCGUGAGUAUGGUGAAGCGAGACGUCGAGCCUGGUCGCGUGCGCGACGUCGUGCUGCCAAAGGGCAUCCACGAUCGGGCAAGCUGGUGGGCUUUGCUGCCCGACCACGCCGUGGUUAGCGUUGGUGCCCCAAUCGCCUUUCACGGACUCAAAGCCCAGCGCAGCAACAACCACAAGGGCGAUGAUCUGCUCGAGCAUUUCCUCACUUUUGUGGACAAGAACAGCUCGCCCGUUCCUGCACACCGGACUGAUCUGGACCCCUCGGUGCAAUUUGUGUUUGAUUCGCGCUUCCGCCGCAUCAACGUGCCAUCUACCGCAACUUCCGAUCAGAGCAACGCUGCCGAGGCCAACGCUUCGUUGACGCAUGCAUUCAAUCUACUACUCCAAACGUUGUAUCCGGUGGGUCCGAACGGAAAGCCAGUCACCGUAUCGCACGGUACUGUCAAGACAUGGCUCAAGGCACAUCGUCCAUCUCACGCAGUUAUGAAAAAGCCCCCGAAAAAGCUUCUUGCACGCCAGGAAGCAUCGCUGUGAAGUUUUGGGCAUUGUUGGUGGAAUUUCAUUCUCGACCUUGGCUCUCACCCGCGUGAUUUCUUCCACCCACCCCCCAUCUGUAAUAUAUAGCUGGCAGAAAAUGCCCGAAACACCAUACUGGCCUUGUUCUUCGACUGUCGGCUUUUUGCGCUGUCGCACCCACAUGAUUUUUCGCUUUUGAUUCACUCGUCACAUUUUCUUAUUUUAGACCGAAAUAAAAAGCAACUUGGCUCAA
Messenger RNA from Capsaspora owczarzaki ATCC 30864, 3329 nucleotides. RefSeq lists its product as hypothetical. The transcript has a single exon. Lineage: Eukaryota; Filasterea; Ministeriida; Capsasporidae. The record is from RefSeq and is a predicted model, not a curated record. Bases 77 to 3094 code for a protein of 1005 amino acids.